CAGCCAUGUGAGAUGAAAACCAUGAAAACCAAGUAAACGAUCCCUUGCUAGUUUAGUUAAUAUUCAAUCAUUGGUUUAAAAGUAUCACAUUACGGCCUCGUGGUAGUAGUCUAGAGUACAAGAGGGAGGAGAGAGACGCGCGAUCAAAAGAAUUCCCGCCAUCUACUAUAAAUCAGUAGUUUAUCAGAGGCCCUUCAAGUUUUUUUCUUGAAAAAAAAUACAAUCAUGUUUAGGAAAAUAUGGCGUCGUCUAACAGCACCGACGUUCAGUGUCACGACUAAAGUAAACCACGACACGUCAACUGGUGUUCUGAUAGCAGGACAAAGAACAAAGAUUUGCACCAUAUUUAUUUGCCUUCACAGUGAUCGCAUAUUUGGAGGGCGGCAAGAAGAUAUUGAUUUUCCACGACCUUCCUUAAAUAGCGUACCUCCAGGAGUUCAAGUCAGUUACGGCGAAGACAGGCGACCCCGUCGAGAAGUACUGGAGCUAGAUGUUUAUGUUCAAGUAACGUCAGCUGGGACAUAUUCCAUAAUCCCUGAGUUCCCUGAAGGUCGUUACAACUUUAGAUCAAUUGACAAGAAAGCUGUUAAUAUCGACGUUAAGCCAUCAGAAUUAAAGUUCGUCGAGGUCAGCGGUAUAGCACCAAUUCCUGGACAUGGCAAGGCUGGUAGUGUAUAUCGAGGGGGCACCGUCGAGAUUCAUGUGACGGGCAAGGACGAAUUUGGAAAUAAAACUGUUGAAAGUAAUUUAAGAUUAAACAUAGUUCCUGAUAACUCCUUCGUCUCUUUGAUUUCAACUACUCGUGAUUUGCAGAAAGAGAUAUACAUUGUCACUCUGCGUUGUAAUAAAGUUGGUAUAACCUCCUUUGAUUUGCUUGAUCCAACACAAGUUCAUCAUCCGGUGGUGAAAGUAACAGACUUGACAAUCAUCACUCCUCCAGCUUGUCCCGCUAAUUCGUAUAUCAUUCACAACGACCUCCAUACCAUAGAAGAGAAAAUUCACGAGGCUGGCAAAGCGAUAAUGUUUAAGUUGGCGCUGUUUGACAUUUUUGGGCACCCGUUGACAUCUUUAAAUGAAAUUACAUCGAAUAUUCAUCUUACCUGUCUUCAUGACUGUGAUACAAACUUGUCUUGUGGAGAUGAUCAACGCAUCAUCGAGAUUGCAGCUGAAAAACAGGACGUACGAGUCUUGACUGAGAAGGAAGUUGAUUCCCACAAAGUGAGCUCUCUCGAUUUGGAAGUCCCUGCCAACAUUUGUCAGCUUGAGUUUACUCCUCUCGUAUCUGGACGAAAACGUUUCCUUUUAUUUCUAUCAGAGAAGGAAGUUAAGAAUUCUCCAAUCAAGAUAACUGUUGUACCAGGUCCUUUGAUCGAAUUAAAGAUCUUUAGUCAUGAACCUCCAACAACAAAUCAAAACGUUGUUAUUUCUUACCCGAAGGAACAACGAGUCGUAGUUGUCAAAGGAAUAGAUGCCUUUGGAAAUAAAGUUGAUCUUGACUUCUCCGAAUGGAGGUUGGUCGAGACACAAUUCGCGAACAUGUUACAAGUGAAAAAUUCUUUUCUUGACGAGAAAGCCAAGAUGGUUUCAUUUCACUACACACACAGUAAAAAAGGAAGAUAUACGGCCAUUGUUAAAUCUAAAUUCCCUAGUAAAACCUACAUCAAAGUUCCUCAAUUUGUAAUUGAAGUUGGUCCAGCUCCAAUCGACCCUGAGAAAUGUGAUGUUCAAGUUUGUCAAGAACAGCCCAUAUUUACAUGCCAUUUCCGGUGUCUACAACUUCGUGUUUCGUUUGUAAGCUGUACAGGAGAGAGGUACGUCAUCUCCCGCCCGGAUAUUGGCCAUUUAAGUGUUACGGUCGACAACUUAGUUUUUGAACCUACUUUUAAACACAGCUCAAAGCCUUCUGAAGCUUGUCUCAUACUUCCUGAGCUGAAAGAAGGCGGAUUGAAGAAAGUCCAAGUGAAGUACAAGAAAACGUGUCUUGGUAGCAGGGUAACCGUGAAUGUUGUUGGCUUGGUGCCUUUUAAAACGGAUGACUAUCUAGAAGUCAACCAAAAUGAGGGAAAGAUACUUUGCAUUGGAGUGGCCCAAAAACAUCUCUUUGGUGCAGACUGCGUAAACAUUACAAACAUUAACCGUAUACUGGAGAAAGAAUAUCCUGAUUGCAAGCUCUCCCAUUACAAUGUAUCUCAAGAAUGCGAGGGUCUUGCGGUAUUUGAUCUCAGCAGUUUUCGGCUGGAAGCACUCUGGAGAGUCUUCAUACUUCUGUGUCUGCUUCUAAGAGGCACGCAGCACUUCCGAAACAUGGCUAAUGAGUUUGGGGACGAAAAAGAAAGAUGGAAAGAAAGAGCAACUGAGGCAUACUACGCUAAAAACCACCAAGAAGCCAAAGAAUGUAAAGCUAUCAAAGAGAAGUAUGGAGAGUUGAUGAAUGAGAGUCACAGACUAGCGUCCGACGCGAUUUUUAACUUCUACAACUAUGGCCGUCCCCAGAGUCAAAUUGAUCUUCAUGGACAACUGGUUGGAAAUACAGAAAAGUUAACCGCCUAUAAGAAGCAGCUUUUAAGUAAAGGAGAAAGGAGUGCUGCUGAGGUUGAUGCCAUAAUUGAAAGAGAACAACAAGAAAGAGAUGAAGCGAUUCGUAAACUGGAUGAACGACUGAGAAAUUUUGAUCAUGAUGAAGCGAAACGAGWUGGUGAAGAUUGGUUAGAGAUUAUAGACGGRGCAGGACAUCACUCAGCAAGGAGAGGAGUACAGAAAAUAAGACCAAAAGUAAAAGAAUACCUCAGGAAGAAGAGUAUAGAGUACGUUGAAGCGAACGAGGGAGCCCUGUUGAUCACCUUCUCUGAAUACACCGGUAGAGAACCCUGCGUAGCUGACUUCUACUGUAAAAGAUGCAAGAAGACUUGGACAAGUGCGACUAGUUGGAAGGGGUUUUUCCAGAGAUGUUACAGAUGUGAUUCGCAGGGAACUGACUCCAAAUGUUACCCAUUAAAAAUGAGAUCAUUUCUUCCGCCAACCAGAAGACAACGAACAAACAUUAACUUUACACGCACGGAUCACAUGAGACUUUGUGAAAUGUGUGCUCGGCUUGGUAGAGACUGUAGGCCGUUACUUUAGUGAUUACAGAAUCAACUGGGGAUCAAGGGUGGUGUAGCGGUAAUACACGUAUAAUUAUAAUAAAUAGAGGAUAUUACAUGGGCGCGC
This is a messenger RNA of Actinia tenebrosa (Australian red waratah sea anemone), 3207 nucleotides long. RefSeq lists its product as uncharacterized. NCBI's taxonomy places the organism in Eukaryota, Metazoa, Cnidaria, Anthozoa, Actiniaria, Actiniidae. The record is from RefSeq and is a predicted model, not a curated record.